This is a messenger RNA of Symbiodinium natans, 1728 nucleotides long. The record is from the annotation of a GenBank genome assembly. Lineage: Eukaryota; Dinophyceae; Suessiales; Symbiodiniaceae.
AUGGAGAUCUACACGGCUGCCGAAGUCGCCCGCCACGCGCAACCAAACGAUUUGUGGGUGAUAUUGAACGAUAAGGUGUAUGAUAUCACUCACUGGCAUGCGUUCCACCCUGGUGGAUCCACAGUCCUGCUGAAAUAUGGAGGUGCGGAUGCUACACAAGCUAGUAACGAUGCCCACGGCUCCUUGAAGAAACCUCCCAGCAUCAUGCCUCGGUACUGCAUCGGCAUCCUGGGAAGCGAGGAGGCCAAGGAAGCCUUGGAGCGGGAGAGGCUGAACAAGUACAUGGCCCAGCAGGCGGCCGCGGGGACGCCUGCGCCGGAAAGCCUUGAGACGGCUGCGGCGGCCUUGGCGGCGGCUGCUCCUGAACCGACUGCGUCAGCUCCGUCUGUGCGCGAGGAGCCUCCACUGCCGCCCCCGGCGCUCGAGCCGGAGCAGAAGGAGGCAGAUCCGAGCGCUUCCUCCAUGGCACGAGCCACCUACACGCUGUUGCUUGAGAAAAUGGCUGCCGAGAGGCAGGCUGCAGAGCGGAUGAUGUCGAAAGCUAAGGCUGCCGUGGGCAAAGCGACGGCCCGGCUGUCGGGGCGCGCGCCAGGUCCUCCAGGCGCUGUAGAGCCCGCGCUUUCGGAGAAGUCGGACGCCAGCGCGAAGGCAUCGCAAGCCAAGUCGCCCAACAAAACGUCCACCACCAAGGAGGGAGCUGAAGCACUCGCGGAGAAAGCUGGUGCCAGCCCCAAUGGCGAUGAGCAGGCUGCAGAGAAAGCGCCUACGGACAAGGCCACCGCUGAUGAGAACGCGGCCAACGGAAAGAAAGAAACGCCUGAGAAGGCAGCUGCAGAGAAGGCGGCCGCGGAGAAGGCUGCUGGUGAGAAGGCUGCUGCGGAGAAGGCUGCGGCUGCUCAGAAGAAGGCUGCUGCGGACAAGGCUGCUGCUGCAGCGGCAAAGGCGGCAGAGAAGGCGGCAGCUGAAAAGGCAGCCGCUGAAAAGGCGGCCGCUGCGAAGGCCGCGGCUGAGAAGGCGGCUGCGGAGAAGGCAGCUAAGGCAGCAGCUGAGAAGGCAGCAGCGGAGAAGAAGGCUGCAGAAAAGAAGGCCGCGGAAAAGGCCGCAGCUGAAAAAGCCAAGGAAAAGGCCGCAGCUGAAAAAGCCAAGAAGGCUGCUGCGGAGAAGGCGGCUGCGGAAAAGAAGGCCGCCGAAAAGGCGGCUGCAGACAAGGAAGCCACUGAGAAGCUGGAGGCAGACAAAGCAGCAGCCGACAAAGCUUUAGCUGAGAAGGCUGAAGCCGAGAAGGCCCUAGCCGAAAUGAAGGCAGCAAAGGAGGAAGCGGAGAGAGCGGUCAAGGAGAUGAAGGAGAAGGCCGAGAAAGUGCAGCGAGAAAAGGAGGCCCUGGAGAAGAAGGCCAAACAGGCGAAGAAGGAGGCGGAGAAGAACUCGCCAAAAUUGCUCAUUGUCUUCAAGUCGCCAGAUGGCCGAGUGCAGAAGACGGUCACCUUCACCAAGCGGCCGUUGGGGGUAUCCUGCAAAAUGGAUUCGAUGCCGAUCGUCGUCGGCGAGAAACCUGUGGGCGAGGCCGCCGACGCUGGGAUUGGAGAGGGCUGGAUCCUCUGCCAGGUGGGCACGGAGCCGGCCAACCUUCGGAAUUUUCCACAGUCGGCAAACGAGUCCUAUGCAGAGAUCCAGGAGACCUUUCGGUACCUCGGGCAGUGCACGAAGGCUUUGCCCCAGGCGUCUUGA